ACCACGUGAUUAACUCUGUCAUGGCUGCGCCCGCGUGUCAUGCGUGGUUGUCAUUUGUUACAAUAUUUUGACAUUUAAAAAAACCAAACAAAGUUAGUCAAGGUAGUACGUUUUUACUUAUAGCUGUUGUAUUGGUGUUUAUGGUUUAGCAAGCUAGUUGUUUCUGAUAUUAUUACGAGCAUUCUAUACAGUAUAACGUUAGUUGGAGUGGCUCGGCACCUAGCUGCUAGCUAACUUCACACAUACGCUUUUAACUACUCAGUUUGAGGGAGCCAAGUCAACAUAUUGUCGUAACUCGGUAUUUAUUUGUAGUAAAAUGAAGACAAAGAAGAUGAAGCCCAGAAACAAGCGUCUGUCCUCCGGACUGCAAAAGCCAGCCAAACGGAGCAUCCAUGUGAAAGGCAAAUGGGAAGCUGUGGAGCUUGAUCCCACUCUCUUUUCCGAGGAGGGCUUGGAGGGUCUAGUGUGUUUUGAAGAGCUGAAAGAUUACCGUCUGAUAGACUCUGAGAAGGCUGCAGCUAAAGCAGCAAAUGAACUGAAAAGGGAGAAGAAGAAAACGAAGAAAAGAAAAGCCAGCGAGGGAGAGGAGGCUGGAGAGAAGGUAGAUAUCGAGAGCAAAGAGGGAGCGCAAACAGCUGAGCCAGCCAAGAAAAAAGCCAAAAAUAAGAAGAAAAAUAACAAACCGACUGCAAAGGAAUCGGACCAACCAGAUAACACUUCUGUAGAAGUGACACAGAAGGAUGUAGUUGCAGCUGAGGAGGCAGGGGGAAAUAAAACACCUAAAGAAGACGCUUCAAAAGAUACAGCAAUUAUUUCAGAACCCGAUGCCCAAUCAAAACCCACAAAGAAGAGCAAGAAAAAGAAGAAAAAGAUCAAGCAGCAGAUAAAAAAGGAUGAAAUCCCAGAAACACAGCCAAACCAGGAGUCUCCAUCAGAACUUCAGGCUCUGGAAAAAGAAAAAUCCACUCAAGAUAAAUUGAUAAAGGCCCCCCAAAACAAAAAGCUGAUGAAGAAUUGGACAAAUGCAGCACAUUCUGGCUCUUAUGACAAAAAUGCUGAUGUUAGUGCAUGGAAGGACCUGUUUGUUCCCUCCCCUGUGCUGAAGGCACUGAGCAGUCUUGGAUUUAGCUCACCGAGCCCUAUACAAGCCCUGGCUUUGCCUCCAGCUAUCAGGGAUCGUAUGGAUGUACUGGGAGCAGCUGAGACAGGAAGUGGGAAGACAUUGGCUUUUGGUAUUCCCAUGAUCCACGCCAUCCUUGAGUGGAAGAACGGUUCAGAAAAACCUGUUGAUGACAACACUGAGCUAACCACAAAGGUGGAGAGUUUGUAUUUACCAGCUGUAGAUGAGUCCACAAGAGAAGACAAAGAGGACACCAUGGAGGCUGAGGGAGACGAGGGUGAAAGCAUCACAGAGCAGGAUCAAGGUGACACAGAUGAACAUGACAGCAAUGAUGAACAUGAUGACGUUGAAGAAAAAGAUGAGGAUGAGAGGCUAGGGUGUGUUCACGUAAUCAAAAAUGCAGAGUUUGACUUUGACCCCGCCGCUGAAGAAGAACCUGCAGGUGGUCGGAGUCAGCCUCUGCUUGGACUGGUGCUGACUCCCACCAGGGAGCUGGCUGUUCAGGUCAAGCACCAUAUUGAUGCUGUAGCAAAAUUUACAGACAUCAAAACAGCGAUACUCGUGGGUGGAAUGGCACAACAGAAACAAAGAAGGAUGCUAAACCGAAGACCAGAGAUCGUUAUUGCCACUCCAGGUCGUCUGUGGGACUUGAUCCAGGAGAGGCAUCCACAUCUGCUGAAUUUAAGACAGCUCAGGUGCCUGGUCAUUGAUGAAGCAGAUCGCAUGGUGGAGAGAGGCCACUUUGCAGAGCUGGAGAGUCUGCUGGAGAUGCUGAACACCGUGCACUUUAAUCCCAAGAGGCAAACUUUUGUGUUCUCUGCCACACUGACCAUGGAUCACAGCCUGCCCACCCGCCUCCUGCAGAAGAAGAAGAAGAAUCUGGACCAGAGGAACAAGCUGGACGUUCUCAUGGAGAAAGUGGGGAUCAAGUCCAAGCCCAAAAUCAUUGACCUGACCCGGAAGGAGGCAACUGUGCAGACCCUGACUGAGACCCGAAUCCAUUGUCAGAAGGAGGAGAAGGACUUCUACCUUUAUUACUUUUUGCUCCAGUUUCCUGGCCGCACCAUGGUGUUUGCCAACAGUAUAGACUGUAUCAAGAGACUGAACUCCCUGCUGGUUAUCUUGGACUGUACUCCACUGCCUCUUCAUGCCAACAUGCACCAGAAACAACGCCUCAAAAACCUGGAAAGGUUUGCUGAGAGGGACAGCUGUGUUCUACUGACCACUGAUGUAGCAGCUAGAGGACUGGAUAUCCCCAAUGUUGAGCAUGUUAUUCACUACCAGGUUCCUAGGACAUCUGAGACUUACGUCCACCGGAGUGGCAGAACAGCGAGAGCCACCAAAGAGGGUCUCAGCUUGCUGAUAAUAGGUCCAGACGACAUGAUGAACUUCAAAAAAAUCUACAAGUCUCUUGGGAAGGACGAGGAGCUUCCCAUGUUCCCCAUUGAGAUCAAAUGCAUGGAAGCCAUCAAGGAGCGGGUGAACUUGGCAAGAAGGAUAGAGAAGAUUGAGUUCCACAACGGCAGGGAAAAGCAGCACAACUCCUGGUUCAGACAAGCAGCAGAGGCCCUGGAGGUGGACCUGGAUGAUGAUCUUUUAAUUGGCAGAGCCGGGGAUGAGGAAGGGGACAGAGAGCAGCAGAAGAUGGUGAAGGGGAUGAAAAAGCAUUUGAAGCAUCUGAUCUCCCAGCCUGUAUUUAAGAAUUUGAUAAAGACCAGGUACCCCACUCAAAUGGGAAAGCUCUCCCUGCCUCACAUGCCUCUAGCUGGGAGAGAAAGUGCCCUCACCAAGGUUUCAAUACAGGAGAAGAAACGGAAGUCACCACAGCAGAAAAAGCAGAAGAAAGAACAGCAGCAGCAGCAGUGAUAUGUUAAUGGAAUGUGUAUUUAGAGACCAUCUUUGACAGGAUUUAAGUAAUUGUUGAUUUAUGUAAUUGUUUUUACAUAAUUCAUUUAAAUACUUAUUGCACAAUGUGCAAAAAAAAAUGUAUUUGCAAAUGUUGUUGAAUUGCUGUACACUGCAAGACUUUAU
This is a messenger RNA of Sander lucioperca (pikeperch), 3151 nucleotides long. RefSeq names its product DEAD (Asp-Glu-Ala-Asp) box helicase 24 (gene ddx24). The coding region runs from base 317 to 2986 and encodes 889 amino acids. Gene Ontology annotation, molecular function: RNA helicase activity; nucleic acid binding; ATP binding. Lineage: Eukaryota; Metazoa; Chordata; Actinopteri; Perciformes; Percidae. The record is from RefSeq and is a predicted model, not a curated record. The transcript is spliced from 8 exons. Gene Ontology annotation, cellular component: nucleolus.